GUCAUAUUUUUCAUAUCAUCACGUCUGGCUGCUGUCAAUGGUUGUUCGAAAAAUUUGCGAUAUUUGUGGUUGAUGAAUGAGAAAUGGAAUUUAAAUUUAUAUAGUCCUAAUCGUUUUCAUAGAUAAUUACAGUAUUUUACGUUGGAUGUUCAAGUGCAUAAGUGGUAAAACAUGCCUUUGGCUAACACCUCAGAUCCUUGGCGAAUGCAGAAUGUUGGAGAUAACACGCUUGGUACAUCUGCUCAGCCAGCCAAUAGUCUUCCAAUUGUGGUUGAAAACUCAGCCGAGUCUCGUCAGGCAUCUACAACUGAGAGCUUAGAUACAAAUGUAGACAUUAGUGAAGAAAGGGAGGUAGAAAUACAAGAUGUAGUUAAAGAAGGACAUGAUAAGGCAGACCCAUCACAAUUUGAAUUGCUCAAAGUUCUUGGUGAAGGUUCCUUCGGAAAAGUAUUUUUAGUACGAAAAGUCACUGGUGCUGAUGCUGGAACUCUAUAUGCCAUGAAGGUACUUAAAAAAGCUACAUUAAAAGUAAGAGACAGAGAACGUACAAAAAUGGAGAGAAAUAUUCUAGUUGAAAUGGGCCAUCCAUUUAUUGUUAAGUUGCAUUACGCUUUUCAAACAGCUGGAAAAUUAUAUUUAAUACUCGACUUCCUGCGUGGUGGAGAUUUGUUUUCACGACUCAGUAAAGAGGUAAUGUUUACUGAGGAGGAUGUUAAAUUUUACCUAGCUGAACUAGCAUUAGCUUUAGAACAUGUACACAAGUUGGGAAUAAUAUACAGGGAUCUGAAACCAGAAAACAUUUUAUUAGAUGCUGAUGGCCAUAUAGCACUUACAGACUUUGGGUUAUCAAAACUCCCUCCAACUAGUGAUAAAGCCUAUAGCUUUUGUGGUACUGUGGAAUACAUGGCUCCAGAGGUGGUUAACAGGAGAGGACACACAUUUGCAGCAGAUUGGUGGUCCUUCGGUGUACUUAUGUUUGAGAUGCUGACAGGUAACCUACCUUUCCAUGGCUCGACACGACAUGAAACUAUGACACAGAUAUUAAAAGCGAAACUUGGAAUGCCCUCUAACCUUAGUGAAGAGGCGCAGUCUCUUUUGAGAGCUUUAUUCAAAAGAAACCCGCAGAACAGAUUGGGAGCCGGUGCUAAUGGCAUUGAAGAUAUAAAGAGUCAUGAGUUCUUUGCAAGUAUAGAUUGGGAUGCUUUGUAUAGAAAGAGGUACGUGGUGCCCCCAUUUAGGCCGGCAGUAUCUAGGGCCGAUGACGCAUUCUACUUUGACUCAGAGUUUACAUGUCGCACGCCCCGAGACUCACCCGGUGUUCCGGCUUCCGCGAAUGCACAUGAACUAUUCCGCGGUUUCAGUUUCGUCGCCCCUUGUUUACUCAACGAUGAUAACAAGACGGUUACGAACCAAAAUCAAAACCAUGUUCCUACGAAUAAUAAAACGUCCACUGAAGAAUUUUGGGCUGGUUUCGUCAAUAGGAAUAAUUUCUUCGACGAAUACAGAUUAAUGGGAGAGUUAGGUACAGGAUCGUUUUCAGUCGUUCGCCUCUGUGAACACAAAACCUCAAGGGUGCAGUAUGCUGUCAAGAUUAUGGACAAAUUGCAGUAUGAUCCUCGUGAAGAAAUUGAGAUACUGUUAAGAUACAGCCAACAUCCGCACAUAAUAACUCUGCGCGGUGUCUACGAGGAGGGUGGUCGGAUCCUGGCAGUGACGGAGCUCUGUCGCGGUGGAGAACUACUCGAGCACAUCACACAACGUCGCUACUUGCCCGAACAUGAGGCUGCACCUAUAUUGAGGAAUGUCCUCCACGCUAUACACUAUCUUCAUAGGCACACUGUUGUGCAUAGAGACAUAAAACCUUCGAACAUAUUGUUCGCGACCGCAGAAAAGAGGCCUGAGGACAUUCGUCUCGUAGACUUUGGUUUGGCGAAACAGUUGCGCGCUGAAAACGGCCUACUUAUGACACCAUGUUAUACUGCUAAUUUCGUUGCUCCCGAGGUGCUAAAACGUGCUGGUUAUGAUGCCGCUUGUGAUAUAUGGAGUUUAGGUGUGCUAGCUUAUAUAAUGCUGUCGGGAAGGACACCAUUUGCUUCAACUGGAGAUGAUACACCUGAAGCGAUUUUAGCGAGAAUCGAAUCUGGAAAGGUGGAACUAUCAACUGGAGUAUGGCGUCACGUGUCAGCGGAGGCGCGGGGCUGCGUACGUCGCAUGCUACAACUAGAGCCGGCGCAGCGGCCGCGCGCCGCUGAGCUAGUGCGAGAGCCGUGGAUCACUGCCCCACACCCACCGCAACCCGCCGCCCACCCGGCGCCUGAUACAGACCCACCCAGCGACCUGCGACGAGCUGUCGAUCUUACCUUCCAGGCAAUGACAGCUUCGCCACUGACGCCCCAAGUUCUGGGUCCUGUGUCACAAUCAACUCUCGCGCAGCGUCGUAGUAAACCACAGCGACGUUUCCCACCAACACAACUUUAAAAUGAAAAUCUUCAAUCAAGUGGUGAAUAUCAAGAAAUCAAUACUGGGUACAUUACGAAUGAUAAUGUAAGUACAUGUUAUAAAGCACAAUCAACUGCAGAGGAUCGCGAUGACAGGUUUUGGGAGUCUACAAAAACUUAUAAGACUCAAUUAAAUGCCAAAACCAUAUAAUUGAAUCGAAAGUAAAUAAAGUAUUAACCGUCUGCACUGUUACAUGUUUUUGUUUCGACUGCUUUUGUGACUGCUAGUAUUAUGCAGACAAACGAAUGUGAUUGUAAAAGAGUAUUUUAUUUUAUGCAUUGGAAUGUCAUCAAGGACAGGAUCAUUUAUAGUUAACGACAUUCCAUAUAAUGUCACAAUUAGUUUAGUUGGUGUUGUGUAUAACGUAAUCCUAUAUUGUUUUAUGAGCGAUAUUUUUCUAUUAGGUGUAUUAUACGAUAAAUGAUUAUUAUAUUAUUAAACGUCAAAUCAGCUGCAUUUAAAACAAUGUGCGUUAAAGAGCUUUACCGUCAUGACCAAUGAAAGUCGUCUUCCUGCAAAGUAUUUAUUGUAGAUGGCAGGUGUUACGGCUUAAUAUAAUAAAUAUUACUUGCCCACCUGUACAGCCGCGGACUAAAAAUUAUAUUAUUUAUUAAUAUCGCAGUAUGGAAUAGAGUAGUAGAUAUCUGAUCAAACAUUUUUAUCUUAUUAUUAGUAAUCUUAGCCCCAACUUUUAUUCUAUGUAAGUAGUGAAUUUGUUCAUGUUCUAAAACUUAAUCGCUUUUUACAUUGCAUACAAUUUAUUUUUAUACUUCUCUGUGCCAUUUAGUUUUCAUUGCUGUAUGUGCAAUAUUAUCUUUGUAUACUUCAUUAAACGUAUUAGCUACUAUUAUAUUAAUUUGAUGGUGCGUCGUGUUGUAUAAGUAUUCUUCAUAAUAAUUCUUUAGAUACUCAUAGUCAUUAGUCGUCUCAAACGUAUUUUAUUUCGAUGUUGUUCUUAUAACAGAAAGUUGUUUAUAUUUUUGUAAGACAGUAUUUUUUGUAUGUCCGAUUUAAUUAUAGAAAUUAAACAAUUAUAUUUAUAAACAAAACGUAAAAAGACAGCGACUACACGUAGUACUUCCAUCUUUUUACAACCAGAGAAACUUGAAUAUUUUGUAUACUUCUUGCAAACAUGCGUGAAUAAAAAAAAUCAAUGAUAAUAUUUGUAUGACAAUCUUAUAUUUUGUUGGUUUUAAUGUUAAUACAUUAUCGUGUCGUCUUUAUUCAUUUUAUCAUAUCUGUAUUUCAUCACCUAACAGUUUUCUCUUGACCCUUCUUCUUUUAUUAUGUUGAACAAAACCAAUAUUAAUUUAUUUUUGUAUGGGUGAUGUUAUACUCGUAAUCAUUUCAUAUCAGUAAGGCCUAACUUAAAGCAUAAUUCAUUUCAAUUACCUUCACUCUAGUUCUAGACUUUGUAGUGUCACCUAGUAUUUUAGAAUAAGUAAUUAUAUUAUUAUUAUUAUAUACAAUUAUUUCAUUGUUCUUUGCGUUAAAAGAGUGUAGAUUUAAGUAUGUAGGUAAUAAUUCAUACUUUUUAACUUCAUUUUAUUGUAAUCGCCCCAAAUUAACUGUGCCAUUCCCCUAUGCUUUACUUCCUAUUUAUGGAUGACGUAAAAUCGCUUUAAAUCAUACUUAAUUGGAUAUUUUUAAAAUGUGACCUGUAUACGACCAUUCUAUUUAUAUUUUAAUGUAAUAUGGACGUCAAUCCCAAAUCAAUUAUAAUUCCGCUGUUCUUCCAAUUUGUGAAUUUUUAUUUUAUUUUUGUAUAUCUAUAUUUCUGACUGUCAUUCUACUUGACAUAGCAGUUUCUUUUAUUGGUUUCCUGUAGAUUGAGCAGUGAAUACCCAAUGCCAAACUAUUGAAUAAUAACUACCAAUGUAAGAUAAUUAUACUAUCUUUAAUAAUAUUAUUUGCAUGUAACUAUCUACGUAACUACUUAUACAUGUAUGUGUUGUUUCCAUUCUAAGGUGGCUGUCAUCUACAUCCAUAUAUUUUUAUACAUAUUUUUAUUUUUACUACACAUAUUAAAAAAAUAUAUUAUAUAAUAUGGUGAUUGGUUAUCUACCAAAGAUUAGGAGAUUUUAUUCUUAACAUUUUAAUCUAACAUAGUAAAAAAUCUUGGAAGAACUUAGAUUGUGUAGUUUUAUCUUUAUUAUAGAUCAAUAAGAUGUAUUUAGCAUAAUAUUUGAAGUACAUUGCAACACUUGUAGUUUUAGUAUUUACCAAAAUCAGUUUGAAAUGUUUCUAACCAUUGACGUAAACGACAAUUACAUAUUUGGUUAUGAUAAAUAUUACGAUUGCUCAGUGUUGCUUGUUUUACCAAAAUUGUAUGUAAUUCUUUUACCACAGUUUUAUCAACUGAAGGAAUUGAUAUUGAAUAAAAUAUAAAUCUAAAUAAGUAUAUUUAAAUUAAGAUUUUAAGAAUUUAUAACAUAAUAUGUCCUAACAAUUUCAGCAUCUAACAUAUCUGGAUACUACUCGAAAUGUGCAUGUAAAUUGUAAAAUGGGUGCAGUAUUCAUUAUUACUAUGUGAUCUAAUAGGUAGGAGAAAAAUAAAAAUUCUGACUGUUUUGUUGUCUCUGAGUCAUAGUUGCCUGAACUUUUACUGUAACUGAUAAUAAAAAAAAUUUUAUGUUCAAAUCAAUCUCCAAUUUUGCUAAUUCUACAAAAAGAAAUUAUUGAUAUUGCAUAAAAUUUUACACAUGUUACAUUAGUAGUGUAGUUGUCAAUUUUAGAAAUAUUUAAUUUUUAUUUAUUGCCCUGAAAAUACUGUGUUUUCUACAAGGUAGAAUAAAGCCGGCAACGUUGUUUAAAGAUGACCUACAAACGUAUUAAGUCUACUCGCGUAGAACACUCGUACGAAUACCAGCAUUUUCGGCUCCAAAGUAGGUUUCUUGCUAAUGCAUACUUAACUUUUUCACGAAGACAACUAUGUUUGGGAUCAGUAGUCGUUUAAUAAGAAUAAUAUGUAGUAACCAUACCUAUGUAAAUUAUCUUGCACGCCCAAAGUACUUUAUGUACAAAAUUAAAAAAUGAGAUUAAAAAUCCAAUAUGGUAAAGUAUCCACUUGGAUACUUUCUUACAUAAAAGUACAAACUUGAUAUAUUAGACGUCUCAUAAAAAUAUAUAUUAAGUAAUACAAUUGAAUUGUAAAAGUUGAAAUAUUGAAGUAAAUUCCAGUGAGAUAUAAAAAUGUAUUUUGUCUAACUUGAUGGAAAUUUAAAGUUGUUAAUGAGCACAUAUUUAUAUCGUGGCAGAGUUCAUAAUUAAUAUACGUAUAUUCCGAUCAUAUCGCACAAAGGAUUGGCUCUAUUAUACUAUACUUAAUCGUAGUUUAUCAUGGUGCAAUGUACUGAUGUUCAGGUAUGCUUAAAAUUUGGCACUUACAAAAUAAAACUAUUUCUAAUAAUGUCAAGCACUUAAUAGAUAUUUCUUCAUAUAAGUAGUUGCCUAGCUUUGGUCAUAUAUUUUUGUGGCCAGUGAUAAGGUUCUGGUUAUCUAAUAUUAAAACGUCCUGUUUUACCUAUAUAAAUCACAUUCUAAUUGUCAAUAGGUGAAAUUGCUCGAAUUCAUUAUUCCAUAUUCGUAUUAUUCUUUUAACUAGUAAAAUCGUCUUCUAAAUUAACAUGUCGACAGUAACAGGACUUGCAACCAGGUAUUUAUAUGUAUGAUCCUUAGUUUCGCCACAACUUAUUCCAUUACUUUUCUAUAAAUGAUAUCCAUAUAUUAAGUACUUAAUAUUACUAACAUAAGAUAAUUAAACAUAAUGUAAUAGAUAAAGUAUGAAUGAUUAUUCACUUGGAACUGAGCUUGCCUGCACAUUUGUUAAUUAAUUAUAAAGAAAUAUUUUCCUAAUGGCUCAUAAUAAUAUGUUGAUGUUGAAGUGACAUAGAUAGUUUUCCAAGGACACUUCAGAAUGUAGCAUACACAUGUUGAAAUUACUGACGCUAAUAUAGAAAUUAUCCUAACAAGACCACACUACAAGGAAUUGAAUAAAAAAUGAGAGAAUAGUAACUUUCCAAUCGCCCCAUUAGCGUAAAGAUUUAAGUGUGGAGUUCUUGUGGUCUUGAUGUUAAUGUUAUGUCACAUCUAUUUUUCUAUCUGAAAUUAGAAAUUAAAUUUCUACAUAGUAAAUAAUGACAGCAAAUUGUUGUAUAGAAAUCACAUAGAGAUGUAAUAUAAAUAUUGUUGAUAUUGCUUACGAUGUUGUUUCAUUUAUAACAUUCAAUGAUAAAGUUUGAAAAUCUACUUAAUUGUUUUUAUUCAUUAAGAAUUCCACUAAUUCUGAAUAAUAAGCGCCUAUAAGAAUCACAUAGUCAACAACAGGGAUGUUAGGGAGCUCCGUAAUCGUAACCGAAACUAUCGGAUAUCCGAUAUAAAAAAAUAUCCGUAACCGUAACCGAAUCCGAAAUAAAAGUUUCGGAUACUAUCGGAUAGCGGCGUGACGAAUAAACAAAACAAUUAUAUUAGCUAUUUGUAUUUUACUUUUGAAAUUCCUUAAAAUUUUAAUAUCCGUAACCGAAAUUAUCCGAAACUAACAUCCAAAAUUUAUCGUCCGUAACCGUAUCCAUUCCGUAACCGUAAUCAUUUCUAUAUCCGUAUCCAAUCCGUAUCCGAAAUUUCAUAUCCAUAACAUCCCUGGUCAACAAUACACUUUUCAGUGUUUUAUGAUUAGACAUCAGAUCAUGGGAAUAAUGGAGUAUUUGUCUUGAAACUUUUGAGACAUAAUAAAAGAAACUUAAUUUUUCGUGUUAAAAUUGUAUUUAAAACUCAUUUUUCAUAUUUAGUUUAACAACUUGAAAUAAGAUUUCUGAUUAGCUUUACGCAAAAUGAUCGCAUAAAUACACUGUACUAGUCCAUAAAUAAAAGGGUAACUAUAACUAUAAAAUAAAUAAUGUUAUAAACAAGUAAAGAAAUUUUUGAUGUUAAUAGUAAAUAAUCAAUAUUUUCAAUCUUAUAUAUACUACUAGCUUCUGCCCGCGACUUCCUACGCGCAAUCCCGUUUUCUCCCGUUCCCGUAGGAACUUUCUCCUAAUAAUAACAAAUACAACAAAAGAAGAAUUAGUGAAAUUGGUCCAGCCAUUCACGCGUGAUGCCGUGAGCAAGGAAAAGGGAUUCAUUUUUAUAUAUAAAAUAACAUCACGCCUUUUAUCCCCGAAGGGGUAGUUGCACAUUAUGCCACUGUACAAUGAUUUUUUUAAAAACCCAGUAAUAUUUUAGUCCCUGGAGUCGAACCCGUGACCGGUUUCCCGGCAGUUGCACUUGCGACCACUCGGCCAAUGAGGCAGUCCUUUAAUAUACAUUAUUUAAAGCUGAAGAAUUUGUUUGUUUGAAUGUGCUAAUCUCAGGAAGUACUGGUCCAAUUUGAAAUAUCCUCUUUGUAUUGGAUAGCCCAUUUAUCGAGAAGGGCUAUAAAACAUCACGCUGCAUCAAUAGGCGUCGACCAGAGCGGGUGAAACCGCACGGAACUAGUUCCAAAUAAGACUAAUAAGCAGUCUAAGCAGAUGAAAAUUAAAACUUGUGAGGAUCAGGUUAUGCUUAGCAGUGAAACAUCAAAGACUUUGCCAUUACAAUCUUAUAUGUUUAUAUUACUGAAACUUAACAAAAUUACCUAUUUAACAUUAACUCCUUUUAAUGUCGGUGCUACUAUCACUCCCUUUCCAGGGACAAAUAAAGGAGUUCCUUUGUAGCAUGCAACUUUGUCAUCAUUUGUUAAGAGGUCAGGAGCACAGGUUUCAAAUAUUUUUUUCUUAGGAUUAAGUACAGCUUCUGGUUCUCGAGGGUAACCUUCACACUCUACUAAAUCACCAGGUACAGCUCCCUGGGGUGGCAUGAGAAUUUCAACCUUUUCAGGGGAUGAUGCACACAUGACCAUUGCUUCUGAUGUAAUUCCCCUCAUCUGAAAAAAAAAGUUACGAAAUUAUAAUUAUUUAAAAGUAUUUACAUUGUAUGUCAAUUUAUUAUAGUUAUUUAUUACGAGUAUAUUUCCUUACCUUUACUGGUUUUAAAUUUGCUAGUAUCAUAACAAUUCUAUCACGCAUUUCAUCUAUUGGUACAUGAUUUACAAGACCGGAGACAACAGUGCGGGGUUUAUCCUCUCCACAGUCAAUCUUCUCUACAUACAAUGUGUCGGCAUCAGGAUGUUUGUUCACAUCAAUAAUUUUUCCAAUUCUGAAAUCUAACUUCCUGACAUCUACGAUGGAAUCACCAGCAGGCUCUGAUUUUUCUUUGGGUUUUUUUACAGUUUCCUUUGCCUUCUUCGGAGCAGGCUGUUUUUCAGAUUGAACUGGUGCAUCCUCGGUUUUAACAUUUUCAACAGGUGCUACUGACUGCUUGCCUGGUAUGGCGUAUUGCUUCUUACCAUUCAAUGUUUCCAAUCUUAUCAAAUUGGCUUUAGCAGCUUCUACUUUAGCAGCUAAACCUUUAUUCUCCUCUGUAAGUGCCUGUAUUUUUUCUUCAAUCUUGAUUUUUUUAACUUCAUCUAG
Molecule: messenger RNA, 8984 nt
Organism: Spodoptera littoralis (African cotton leafworm)
Lineage: Eukaryota; Metazoa; Arthropoda; Insecta; Lepidoptera; Noctuidae
Source: the annotation of a GenBank genome assembly